Salmo salar (Atlantic salmon) is the source of this 4732-nucleotide messenger RNA. The record is from RefSeq and is a predicted model, not a curated record. Lineage: Eukaryota; Metazoa; Chordata; Actinopteri; Salmoniformes; Salmonidae.
AACAUUUAGUUGGAAAAUAGGGAUCAAAGAAAGGUGUUUAGACACAGCAAGUACAACCCAAACAUUUUUAAUAAUAACAGAACAGGCUACAACCGUUUAAUUUCGUAUGCAUUCGUGAGUCUUCGUAUGGGUUCGGAGAAGCCCAGGAGAGGGGGCUGAGUCCGAGCCGCACUGAUCUCUAGGUUGCAUGUGACUAAUCGAGUUUCCCAGUGAAGUAGGCUACAAUUCAUUCCUACGGAAUGUUCACCUGAGAGAGCGAAAGCACUGCAAAAUAACAGACCGAAUCGUUUUGAGUAAUGUGGUGCCAUUAGAAGCGAAGGACGAUUGCACGGUAACCUGACUUAAAAACGGAAAUUACAAAUUCCCUGCUGAAGGAGCGUAGUUUACAAACGUAGUAAAGCCACUGGUGAAAACCCCACACAUACAAAAAGGAAAAUGGCAACGGGUGGAUUUAAACCAAAUGCACAGACAGACUUUCUGGAGGAAUGGAAGGCUAAACGGGAGAAAAUGAGGGCAAAAAUGCUCGGGGACAUCGCUGCGGCCACCGGCGCGUGCACUGGUGGUAUUUCCCCUGCCACUGCGUCCCUGGGGAGCCACAGCAACAAAAGUGAGAUGCGCAAUGCUACCUCGAACACCGAACUUAACAACAACGGCAACCCGGACCGCGGGACAUCCUACCCCAUGGCUCGCUCAUCAUCCUCCUCAGCCUUGAAGAGACCUGACGAUGACCCACACCCGACACCAGCCGUCAGAGGAGCGGAUACACCGGGGAGUAACCUGAAGAAGACACCGCAGCCGGAGAAAGUGCCCUGCACCCCACAAGAGUCCAGCCCCACUGCAUGCAAUGACCAUGACAGUGACAAGGAGAGCCCCUCAUCCAGUAAAGGCAAAGAGAAGAAAAACAGUGGUCCAAGCGCCAGGAAGGGGAAAGGACAGAUAGAGAAGAGAAAGCUGAGGGAGAAGCGCAGAUCAACAGGUGUUGUCAGCAUGCCAUCCACCGAGAGCCUGGAUGAGCUGGAUGAUGACGACGGAGGGGAUAAGGCGAAGGAGGAGGAGCAGCAGCUGACACAGCUCAACACGGAACAGAACGAAGCCAUGACCUCUGACCCAGGGGCCGCCACCCACUUACUACAGGAUACUCCAAGAUCCGGGAGUGGCCACCACCAGAGCAGCUCUGGGGGUCCUGGUUCUGAGGAGGAGGCGGGGGGGAACAGUCGACACCGCCACGGCAACCGCCACGGCAACGCCGGAGGACUGGAGAGGAGGAUGGAGGAACUGGAAAAGGAGCUGGCCAAACAGAGGCAGGAGAACGGGCAGCUGCUGAAAGCCCACCAGGAUAAAGACGACCUGAUUGGAAAGCUGAAGGAGGAGAUUGACUUGCUGAAUAGAGACCUUGACGACAUUGAGGAUGAGAACGAGCAGCUGAAGCAGGAGAACAAAACUCUCCUGAAGGUGGUGGGCCAGCUGACGAGGUAGAACCCAACGGGCCACGGAUCCCCACUUCCAAAAAGAACAAACCACCCCUCCCUCCAACGGAGUGCCCCUCCCAAGGCCUUACACCCCCUGCUCUCACCCACCCUUCCCUUUCCACCCUCGGUCCAAGUCCAGCAGCAGCAUGUCCUUUGUCUGUGUCAGUGGUGUCUCUGUUGUUGUCGCUGGGUGGAAGAGGACAUUUAAAAGUAGCUUUUAGAGCCUUUGUGUCAUAUACGCACCUUUUAGCUUCCUCCCUAAGGAUGUUUUUAUUCAGUUCUGAGGGGAAACUGAAGCCACUGAGAGCUCUAGUUCUAUUUAGAUCCAAUGGGGUGUCUAAAUGAGGUUCUGUGAUGGUAUAUUUAAUGUAAAUCUCUUGUACAUAGGCCAUUUAGAUUUGUUGUUCUUUUUGAUGAAUCUUAAAAAGGAAAAGGAAAUUGAAUGUAUGUGGUGCAUCACCGAGCACAUGAGGGAUGUUUUGUUUGUUUUAGGAACUUAAAGAGGUCUUGGACAUUUUGACUCUAAUGAUCUGUCGACCAGGGUAUAUAAUGCUUGCCUAGGUUAUGUGCAACCGGCUCUCUGUGCUUCUGUUUAUCUGCAUCAUUACAGUGUAAAUGCAUUGUCAGCCCAGUGACCAUAUUAUCCAUCUCAGCACUAAAACCUGGUCUCCAUCUGCACGUGAAACAACUGGCUCUGUGAUGGAGCCUAUGUCAUUUAGACCAAAUUCAAGACAAAAUCCCUGCUACCAUCAGCCAAAGUGGGCAUAAUGCCUUGCACGUUACGGAAGUCUUUUUUGGAAAUCCAUUAGUUCCAUUUCCCCAAGGGGAUAAAAAAAAGCCUGGUGCUUUUUCUGUUCAUGUCGAUGCCGCUUUUACUCUCUUGUUCCGAUUUAUACUUGGUACAUUUUAAUCACUGGGGUCGUUUCAGAUAAACUUAGGGUAUGCCAGUGACAUGGGUGGUGGGAUAAAGUUGAAGCUUUAUUUACUGCAUUUCUCCACAAUUUAAAAACUCUAAAAUGGUAUUCGGAGAACAAAAACAAGCUAAAUUGACUCCAGCCGUAAUACGCUAAACUGCUAUUGCCUUUUAAUGGGGAUUGGAAUGAUUUUAGUAGCCUAUUUUAUAUUGUUGGUAUUGAGCUAGGAUAUGAUGACUGCCAUACCCUGCCAUACCCAAUUGAUGCCCUGAUUUAAACCCAGGUGGUAUAUUUUCAACCUGAAGUCAUUCAAAUAUAAAUAUCCCCAUUAUAAAUCAUAAAAAGCAAGCAAUUUGUUUUCAUUAAUUCUAUGCUUUAUAGCCAUUUCAAUGUUGAAAAUGAAAUAUUAUAGUAUUGUUGAUGGGGAGAGGUCUUGAGGUUACACCCCAGUAGAAAUACAUGUGGAAUCUUUCGAAAUGCGUUUUGCAUCUGUAACUCAAGCGUUUACAGCUUGUUCUGUUUGCAAUAUUGAUAGGUGUAGCUGCUCUUGGUAUAUAGUGAGCAAGAUUUAUAGAGUAAGCUACUGCAGUGCAUUUUGUUGUAUGAUAACCAAAUCAACUGAAGGAACAUACUUUUUGAUUUCUCAAGACAGUGAUGUGGUUGUGAGAAGAUCUAUUACUUUACCCAGCUGUAUUUAGAUCAUUGCAUUACAUACAGGGGCCCAUUAUGUGCUGAAACAAAUGUGUGGCUCUUGCAUCAUGUACUCUGUAAAGCCCACUGGGUGGUAAAGAUUUUAGGUUUUAGACAUUACUGGGGUACAUCUCGAUAUAGAAACCUCUCUUACCGGUAGACACACACACACAACCCUUACAGAAAAAACACGUGAAACCGUGUGUUUUUGGAACACUUCACAUGAUGAUAUUUCACGUGUAGUUUCACAUUAACCUUUCACAUUUUGAUUCAAAUGUGAAUCUUUUUUGGGGGAUAUUUUUCACUUGAGAUUUCACAGGCGAUGCCCUGCUAAUAAAACAGAUUUGUUAGAAUGCACACACAUUGCUUUUAACAUAAUGUUUUCAACUCCCACAUUUGGCACACUUUGACAUGCAUGAUGACGUUGUUUAUGUUUGUUUAUACAGUCAUUAUUAUUCCACAUGUCCUCACCGAGGAUUUCAACUCACAACCUCUUCGUUCAUUGGCAUUCUGAUAUAUCCUUACACUUUGGACUUCAAAGUAAAUCUCAGCUUUGUUAAAAGUACAUAUUUAUCGGCGUGAUUUAGGAGUAAUGUUAAAACAGAAUAAUAUGCCCCACAAACAUUAGACAACUGUACAGAAAACCCUCAAAUUGCUGCAAUAAGUAAAUGAAUUAAACGAUGAGAGAAUAGUCAGAUUAACUGAUAAGUAAAAUAGCAGUGUAGCUGGUACUCUUUUGGUAAGGGCAGAGGUGUAGGGGAAUGCUACAGAGUUUGUGGCACAACAGAAAGAUCAGUUUACCAGAUAUCCAGACGAUGUUAGUUUAAAUCCCAGGUGGCCUCAUAUUGAAAAGCCAGUACUUAACUACUAAGUGAUCAUGUCAAAUGUAAUGAUAUUCACAUUGAGUAAAGAUUUUACUUUUUUAGUUGAACAGCGUACUACUUACUUUAAAACCCCCAUACCAUGCAUUUACUUUAAUUAUCAUCAUGUUACGUCCUGAUGAAUGGUAAAACAAAGGUCUUGAGAACAUCUUACAAACAUCCUAACAUGUUCCUCAAUGACUUUAUUGGGAUGUUGUCGUGGUCCCCUGGAGGUUUUUGUUUAGUUUCAGUUUUGUCCCAGGGAUGUCCCCAAGGACGUUGUUAGGACGUUCUUGGAAUGUUGUCAUGGUCCCCUGGAGGUUUUAUCUAGUUCCCGGUUUGUUCCAAGGAUGUCCCCCCCAGGAUGUUUUUAGCACAUUCCUGGGAUAUUGUGUCAUGGUCCCCUGGAGGUUUUAUCUAGUUCCCGGUUUGUUCCAAGGAUGUCCCCCAGGAUGUUUUUAGCACAUUCUUGGGAAGUUGUGUCAUGGUCCCCUGAAGGUUUUUGUCUAGCUCAAAUGUCACGUAGUUUCAUGCUAGUUUCACGUAGUUUCAUGUUAGUUUUGCCUCCCCAUUAUUGUCACAUUUACUCAAAUGUUGUCAAGUGUAGUUUAAUGGUGUCACUUUGACAUUUUGCUUCCCAAGUUGUCACAUUUAUUUCACAUGUUAUCACAUGUUGUUUUACAUGUCACAUGAACUUCAUGUGACUUGUUUUUUCUGUAAGGGACACACACACCUCGUUCUCUCUACAUUAUGCAUGUACAGAAAAUGAAGCCAUUUAAUAAAAGUUUGAUUAUCUCUC